AUGUCCCCCUGCCUGCCGUACUUCUUUGAGGAGGACACGCUGGAGGAGCUCCAGGUCUCGUCGAUCACGACCACUGUUUCCACGAUCGACUCACUGGAGUCAGAAGUCACGACCACUGUUUCCACGAUCGACUCACUGGAGUCAGAAGUCACGACCACUGUUUCCACGAUCGACUCACUGGAGUCAGAAGUCACGACCACUGUUUCCACGAUCGACUCACAGGAGUCAGAAGUCACGACCACUGUUUCCACGAUCGACUCACUGGAGUCAGAAGUCACGACCACUGUUUCCAAGAUCGACUCACUGGAGUCAGAAGUCACGACCAUUGUUUCCACAAUCGACUCAUUGGAGUCAGAAGUCAUGACCACUGUUUCCACGAUCGACUCACUGGAGUCAGAAGUCACGACCACUGUUUCCACGAUCGACUCACUGGAGUCAGAAGUCACGACCACUGUUUCCACGAUCGACUCACAGGAGUCAGAAGUCACGACCACUGUUUCCACGAUCGACUCACUGGAGUCAGAAGUCACGACCACUGUUUCCAAGAUCGACUCACUGGAGUCAGAAGUCACGACCACUGUUUCCACGAUCGACUCAUUGGAGUCAGAAGUCAUGACCACUGUUUCCACGAUCGACUCACUGGAGUCAGAAGUCACGACCACUGUUUCCACGAUCGACUCACUGGAGUCAGAAGUCACGACCACUGUUUCCACGAUCGACUCACUGGAGUCAGAAGUCACGACCACUGUUUCCACGAUCGACUCACUGGAGUCAGAAGUCACGACCACUGUUUCCACGAUCGACUCACUGGAGUCAGAAGUCACGACCACUGUUUCCAAGAUCGACUCACUGGAGUCAGAAGUCACGACCACUGUUUCCACGAUCGACUCAUUGGAGUCAGAAGUCACGACCACUGUUUCCACGAUCGACUCACUGGAGUCAGAAGUCACGACCACUGUUUCCACGAUCGACUCACUGGAGUCAGAAGUCACGACCACUGUUUCCACGAUCGACUCACAGGAGUCAGAAGUCACGACCACUGUUUCCACGAUCGACUCACUGGAGUCAGAAGUCACGACCACUGUUUCCAAGAUCGACUCACUGGAGUCAGAAGUCACGACCACUGUUUCCACGAUCGACUCACUGGAGUCAGAAGUCACGACCACUGUUUCCACGAUCGACUCACUGGAGUCAGAAGUCACGACCACUGUUUCCACGAUCGACUCACUGGAGUCAGAAGUCACGACCACUGUUUCCACGAUCGACUCACUGGAGUCAGAAGUCACGACCACUGUUUCCAAGAUCGACUCACUGGAGUCAGAAGUCACGACCACUGUUUCCACGAUCGACUCAUUGGAGUCAGAAGUCACGACCACUGUUUCCACGAUCGACUCACUGGAGUCAGAAGUCACGACCACUGUUUCCACGAUCGACUCACUGGAGUCAGAAGUCACGACCACUGUUUCCACGAUCGACUCACAUGAGUCAGAAGUCACGACCACUGUUUCCACGAUCGACUCACUGGAGUCAGAAGUCACGACCACUGUUUCCAAGAUCGACUCACUGGAGUCAGAAGUCACGACCACUGUUUCCACGAUCGACUCACUGGAGUCAGAAGUCACGACCACUGUUUCCACGAUCGACUCACUGGAGUCAGAAGUCACGACCGCUGUUUCCACGAUCGACUCACUGGAGUCAGAAGUCACGACCGCUGUUUCCACGAUCGACUCACUGGAGUCAGAAGUCACGACCACUGUUUCCACGAUCGACUCAGUGGAGUCAGAAGUCACGACCGCUGUUUCCACGAUCGACUCAUUGGAGUCAGAAGUCACGACCACUGUUUCCACGAUCGACUCAGUGGACACCCUUAAGUAUCAGGGUACCAGGGUGACAGCACCCUGA
Messenger RNA from Closterium sp. Naga37s-1, 1902 nucleotides. The record is from the annotation of a GenBank genome assembly. Lineage: Eukaryota; Viridiplantae; Streptophyta; Zygnematophyceae; Desmidiales; Closteriaceae.